Molecule: messenger RNA, 1864 nt
Organism: Helianthus annuus (common sunflower)
Lineage: Eukaryota; Viridiplantae; Streptophyta; Magnoliopsida; Asterales; Asteraceae
Product: receptor-like protein 46
Exons: 3
Coding region: 1-1854 (617 amino acids)
Molecular function (GO): protein binding
Source: RefSeq, a predicted model, not a curated record
AUGGCCAUUACCAUAAGCACACCACUGCUAAUGUCAACAAUCUUGUUUAUACUCACUUGUAUUCCAAUCCCAUCAUUCUCUUGUCCUUCCCAUCAAAAACAAGCACUUCUUCACUUCAAAUCCACCCUCACCACCACCAUCAGUUCUAGUUCUUAUCACAUGGUACAACUAAAAUCAUGGAAUCCUACUUCCGAUUGUUGCUCUUGGGAGCGUGUUAAUUGCACCGAAACCAAAACUAUCACAGAGCUCCACCUGGAUGGCUUAGUUGUUCCUCUUCCUGAUAUCGACCCGGCUCCUGUAUUUUCGGAUAUAUUGGCUCCCCUUUUUCAUAUCAGGUCACUUAAAUUACUUGAUAUCUCCAACAAUUCUUUGCAUGACAAAAUCCCUGGUGAUGGGUUUGUGAAUCUCACCGAACUAGUUCACCUUGACAUGAAAGACAACUGGUUCAACGGCUCCAUCCCCCGCCAACUUUUUGGGUUGACGAAUUUACACUAUUUGGACAUGAGCAACAAUAUGCUGGAGGGGGGAACUAGGACCAGAGUUCGGGUCUUUUCAGAACUUAACUACACUGAGGGGGGUUUAAGUGUUGAAGUUGGAAAACUUCUAAAUCUUGAAUCACUUAUCUUGAGUGCCAAUUUUCUUUCGGGAAAAUUACCACAAGAGAUUGGAAAAUUAACUAGGUUAAGAGAAUUAUUAUUGCAAAAUAAUCAAUUCUCAAGUGGAGUCCCAUCUUCAACUGCAAACUUCAAGAAUCUAGAAACACUAGAUUUGUCUCAAAAUUCUUUUUCGAUGCAAAUUCCGGCUUCCAUAGGGACAUUACCCAACAUUACUGCAGUUGAUCUCAGUAACAACAAAUUCACAGAUUUGUCCUACAACAAUUUCUCUGGUAAUAUCCCAAUAAAUUUUCCUAAAGGAAUCCGGCAUCUUUAUUUAUGUGGGAAUAAGUUUUCUGGAAACUUGCCUUGGAAUUUGACUAGAUUGGUCGACCUACGAGUUCUUGAUAUCCAUGGAAACAAUAUUACCGGAAAAUUACAGGAUACCCUCCCUCAAAACCAAGCUCUUGAAGCUCUUAUCCUAAGAAAUAAUUCUCUUGAAGGAUACAUCCCAAGCAACAUCUACAACCUCACGUCUCUUAGAAUACUUGAUCUCUCAUGGAACAACCUAACUGGAAGUCUUCCACAGGAGAUGGCAAACCUUCCAAUAAUGAUGGAAACUCAUCAGAUUCCUACACUCUUUCCCACUUCACAUUCCAUUUUGGCUAUAGAUAGAGAUUUUACCUAUAGGGACUUAGUUGUAACUUGGAAGAAAUCUUUUCAAGGCCUAGCAUUCCGUAACUUUGAUACCUACACUUUGUUGGACGUAUCACACAACAAAAUAUCUGGUGAAAUUCCGUCAUCGUUGGGCAGUCUCAAAGCCUUAAAAUUGUUCAACAUUUCACACAAUAGGAUUUCGGGGCAUAUUCCAGUGUCUUUCGGUGAUCUACAGAACAUAGAAAGCUUGGAUUUGUCACACAAUGAAAUCUCAGGUUCGAUUCCUCAAUCACUAGUGAAGCUCAAGCAAGUCUCAGUUUUAGAUUUGAGCAACAACAGGCUAACUGGUAAGAUUCCUGUUGGUUCGCAAAUGGACACUAUGACUGAAUUUGGAAACAACCCCGGAUUAUGUGGUAUGCAGAUUGGAGUCACGUGUCCUGAGGAUAUCCGACCGUCAAAAGAAAAAGAAAAAGAUGAUGGAGACGGGAAAAAUUCGUGGUUUUUAUGGGAGGGAACUUGGGUUGGUUUCCCAUUUGGGUUCUUCUCAUCAAUCGUGAUCAUGGGCUAUUUUUUGGAUUUUCUUAGGCUCUUCAAAUUGUGGUGAAAACCUUCAC